Molecule: messenger RNA, 987 nt
Organism: Postia placenta MAD-698-R-SB12
Lineage: Eukaryota; Fungi; Basidiomycota; Agaricomycetes; Polyporales; Adustoporiaceae
Exons: 5
Coding region: 1-987 (328 amino acids)
Source: RefSeq, a predicted model, not a curated record
AUGUCGUUCGUUAACUCAUAUCGCGUAGUAGCCACCAUCUGCGCGUCAGUGGGGAUUUUCUCCACGCUACUGCGCCUCCUGUUCAGAUGGCAACGGAAGCACGUGGGUUUCGACGAUGCCUGGGCGGCAUUUGCUCUUGCUGUCGACUUUGUCCUCGUGGGGGGAGCAUGGCUCAACACCGAUCCCACCGUUUCAAAUCACCAGAAAGUCAUUGGCUACUAUGUGUACGACAUAGCAUUCACCUGCGUGUUAUGGUCGGCUCGCAUGAGCAUCCUUGCAUCAAUCCUGAGGAUUGUCCCGUCUAUCAUGACGUUGAGGCGAUAUACGCAUGCUUGUGCUUUCCUAAUGCUGUGCAUGUGGAUAGCAAUGCUCGUGCAAAAGACGUAUGUCUGUGAAUACGACACUGCCUGGAAAACCGCGCCGCGCGUGCAAUGUUUCCUAGGCAAGCCAGUUGCCGCCGUCGAGUUCUGUACGGACAUCACCUCGGACGCCAUGCUAAUAAUACUCGCUUUACGUUUGAUAUGGGGCGUUAGUAUUCCGUAUCCGACGAGGCGACUUCUCAAGGUUAUCUUCUCCGCAAGUUUCAUCACCACCAUCGCAAGCGUCACACACGCCUCUUACUUACUAGGGCCCGACCGCAACGCCGAAUGCAUCACAGCGCAUGUAGAGGCCAAUAUCUCCCUCCUGAUUUGCAAUCUCUCGGUGCUCGCGCCUUGGGCAGCUCGCGCAGUCUCGCACGAACCCGCCGCUGAUACCCUCACUUCAGCACCGAGCAGACGACGCAGAGGGGUACGUGAGAUACAGAAUUCGACGUUACACUUCAACCGUAGGGUUCCCGUCGUGCUGACAGCGGUUGCUGGGCAAGAUCUCGUUAGCCGGUCGGAGGAGAGCGAUAGAAUGGCCAUCGAACUGUCCGUUGUCAAGUACGUCCAUCGCAUGGCGGUGGACCCGGAGGCUGUGGCAUCAAUUUUAAAGUCGAUGGUCUGA